AUGAACAAGUACGAGGUGCUCGGCAUCGUCGGCGAAGGCGCGUACGGCGUCGUGCUCAAAUGCCGCAACAAGGAGACGGGCGAGAUCGUCGCCAUCAAAAAGUUCAAGGAGAGCGAAGAGGACGAGACGGUGCGGAAAACGACGCUGCGCGAAGUCAAAGUGCUCAAGAUGCUCAAGCAAGACAACAUUGUCAACCUCAAGGAGGCAUUCCGAAGAAAAGGCAAGCUCUACCUCGUGUUCGAGUACGUCGAGAAGAACUUGCUCGAGGUCCUGGAGGAGAGACCCGCGGGCCUCGACCACGAGCUCGUCCGGCGCUACGUCUACCAGCUCAGCCGCGCGAUCGCCUACUGCCACGAGAAUGGCGUUGUGCACCGCGACAUCAAGCCCGAGAACCUCCUCGUCAACUCGGACCACUCGCUGCGGCUCUGCGACUUUGGCUUUGCGCGGCUCGUGGCCGACUCGCACUCGUUGGAGCUCACCGACUAUGUCGCAACACGCUGGUACCGGUCCCCCGAGCUCCUCCUCGGGUCGACCAAGUAUGGGAAGAGCGUCGACAUUUGGGCCAUCGGGUGCAUCAUGGGCGAGCUCCUCGACGGCCAGCCACUCUUUCCCGGCGAGUCGGAGAUCGACCAACUGUACAUGAUCCAGAAGAUGCUGGGGCCGCUCACGCCCGACCACAUGGAGCUCUUCCUCUCCAACCCGCGCUUUGCGGGCUUGAAGUUCCCCGACAUGACUCGCCCCGAUACGCUGCAAAAGCGGUUUAUGGGCAAGGUCCCAAAGCGUGCCAUGGCCUUUCUCAAAGGCACGGUGCAGCUGGGACCGGAUGAACGCAUGACAGCGGCCGAGUGCGUCUCGCACCCGUACUUUGAAGGCCUCGAGAAGGACGUGCUUGGCGGCGAGGGCAACCAGGCCAUGACACCACCGCCGACCAAGCCGCUUCUGCGGCUCGACGAAAGCACAAGCGGACAGCCCAGAUGGCAUCAGUAG
This is a messenger RNA of Saprolegnia parasitica CBS 223.65, 987 nucleotides long. RefSeq names its product CMGC/CDKL protein kinase. The transcript is spliced from 2 exons. The record is from RefSeq and is a predicted model, not a curated record. Gene Ontology annotation, biological process: protein phosphorylation. Gene Ontology annotation, cellular component: nucleus. Bases 1 to 987 code for a protein of 328 amino acids. Gene Ontology annotation, molecular function: protein kinase activity; ATP binding. NCBI's taxonomy places the organism in Eukaryota, Oomycota, Saprolegniomycetes, Saprolegniales, Saprolegniaceae.